AUUUUCGUCCCCCUCGUUCUCCGUGUUGUUGUCCUCGGUGACGCGACGGAGGUGUAGCCUGACGCGGUCUCUUACGUGUCGGACUGAAUAAAAGUGGAGCUCCGAGGGCCCGGGAGUGACGAGCAGAGUCUGUGUCGGGUGAUCUAAAUGACUAUGGAAGCUGCUGCAGAGGUCCAGCAGGGCGGCGAUACUGCUGUUUCUGAGACAGAUACCCAGCACAUCGCCACCUUGGCACAGGUACAGUCCUACCUCUCCAUGUGUGGACUGCAGGUUUCCAUGGCGGCGGGACAAGCGAGCGCCAGCGGACCCACGGUCACUCUGGUCCAGCUGCCCAACGGACAGACGGUGCAGGUGCAUGGCGUCAUCCAGGCCGCACAGCCCUCAGUCAUCCAGCCCCCGCAAGUGCAGACAGUACAGAUUUCCACCAUAGCUGAGAGUGAGGACUCCCAGGAGUCUGUGGACAGUGUGACUGACUCCCAGAAGCGCAGAGAAAUCCUGUCUCGACGGCCCUCCUACAGGAAGAUCCUGAAUGACCUGUCAUCGGACGCUCCAGCUGUACCGCGGAUAGAAGAGGAGAAGUCUGAGGAGGACUCUGCCCCCGCCAUCACUACAGUUACAGUGCCCACGCCCAUCUAUCAAACUAGCAGCGGCCAGUACAUUGCCAUCACUCAAGGCGGGGCGAUUCAGUUGGCCAAUAAUGGCACGGACGGCGUGCAGGGCCUGCAGACACUAACCAUGACCAACGCGGCGGGUGCCCAGCCGGGCACCACCAUCCUGCAGUACGCCCAGACCAGCGACGGACAGCAGAUACUCGUGCCCAGCAACCAGGUUGUCGUGCAAGCUGCGUCCGGCGACGUCCAGGCCUACCAGAUCCGCACGGCCAACACCAGCGCCAUCGCCCCCGGUGUCGUCAUGGCGUCGUCUCCUGCUCUCCCCAGCCAGGGUGCCGAAGAGGCCACGCGCAAGAGGGAGGUCCGCCUCAUGAAGAACAGGGAGGCAGCGCGGGAGUGCCGUCGCAAGAAGAAGGAGUACGUGAAAUGCCUGGAGAACCGUGUGGCUGUGCUGGAGAACCAGAACAAGACGCUGAUCGAGGAGCUGAAGGCCCUCAAGGACCUGUACUGCCACAAGUCUGAGUAGGGGCCCACAGGGGGCGCUCUGGAGCCGCCCGAGACAGAGACUCACACCGGCACGCCAGACACACUCCUCCUUUUCUAAAUUCUCUCGCUUUCUUUUAGUUUCUUUUUAACCUUUUUUUUUUUUUUUUUUUUUAAAGAACACCACAGUAAUGGUCUUUAUGGAAAUUAACAGAAAUUGGUCAUGAAUUAGGAAAAGAGAGACGGAGGGAUGGAGGGAGGGAGGGACAUAUGAGUGGAGGAGGAGGAGGAGGAAACAUGAGCCGUUAGUCCUCUAUACUAAUGAUGACUAGGGUGCUGUUGGCAGGGUGCUGUUGUUUUACAUGAUGACGUGAAGAGGAUUGUGUUUAUUUGGCUUGUGUGUCCUCGCUCUCUCUGUCUGUCUCUCUCUCUCUCUCUGACUGAAGGGGUGGGAUGCCAGAGACAUCCCCCUCAAAAGGAAAACCAUGGCAACAGAACCACUCUGCAGAGACGGUAUAUGUGUAUGUGGGUGUGUGUGUGCAUGUAGGAGAGAGAAAGAAAGACAGACAAUGUGUCUGCCAGAAUGUGUGUCUUGUCUGUGUCGAAAUAGGUCCUCAGAAGUGAAAGGUCUGCUGAGACCUGCUGUUCUGGCCUCUCUGGCUGAGUGGAAAUUUGUUAGUGCGUGUGUGUGUGUGUGUGUGUGUGUGUGUGUGUGUGUGUGUGUGUGUGUGUGUGUGUGUGUGUGUGUGUGUGUGUGUGUGUGUGUGUGUGUGUGUGUGUGUGUGUGUGUGUGUGUGUGUGUGUGUGUGUGUGUGUGUGUGUGUGUGUGUGUGUGUGUGUGUGUGUGUGUGUGUGUGUGUGUGUGUGUGUGUGUGUGUGUGUGUGUGUGUGUGUGUGUGUGAAGGAGUGUAUUAUAUGGAACGGCUGGAGUUAGGGCUCUGCCAUGCGUCCCCAGCCCACAGUGCUCUUAUGGAUGGGACAGGUGGUCAUUUUGGAUCAGUCCCAUCUGGCUUCAGAAGCAUCAGUGCUGUUAAAGGGAGAGACAGACAGACAGACGCCAUUUUGGCUCAGUCCUAUCUGGUUUCAGAAGCAUCAGUGCUGUCAUAGGGAGAGACAGACAGACAGACAGACGGCCAUUUUGGAUCAGUUCCAUCUGGUUUCCUUGCGUUGGCUGAUGG
Molecule: messenger RNA, 2272 nt
Organism: Sardina pilchardus (European sardine)
Lineage: Eukaryota; Metazoa; Chordata; Actinopteri; Clupeiformes; Clupeidae
Gene: creb1a
Product: cAMP responsive element binding protein 1a
Exons: 8
Coding region: 148-1137 (329 amino acids)
Biological process (GO): regulation of transcription by RNA polymerase II
Cellular component (GO): nucleus; ATF4-CREB1 transcription factor complex
Molecular function (GO): cAMP response element binding; protein binding; DNA-binding transcription factor activity, RNA polymerase II-specific
Source: RefSeq, a predicted model, not a curated record